Spinacia oleracea (spinach) is the source of this 2309-nucleotide messenger RNA. RefSeq names its product pyruvate kinase isozyme G, chloroplastic. The coding region runs from base 176 to 1930 and encodes 584 amino acids. Lineage: Eukaryota; Viridiplantae; Streptophyta; Magnoliopsida; Caryophyllales; Amaranthaceae. Gene Ontology annotation, biological process: glycolytic process. The transcript has 12 exons. The record is from RefSeq and is a predicted model, not a curated record. Gene Ontology annotation, molecular function: potassium ion binding; pyruvate kinase activity; magnesium ion binding.
UUUAGUCUUACCCACUUAAUUAAAAAAUCCUUGUCAUCAUCAUCAAGAUCACACUCUUUUGUUCGAUACAAUCGAUGCACAAAAUCUCCAUAUCUAACAUUUCUGCACUCAAACUGCAUUCAUAAUCACCAACAAUCAACCAACCAGACAAUCACUUUCUCUCUCAUACUCUUCAAUGGCGGCGUCUUCUCAAGCAAUCCUCCAUGGCUCAUCCUCCGUCCACCACACCAUCCUUUCUCAUUCCUCUUCUCCCAAAUCUGAAUCUCUCAGCUCCUUCAAACUCCUACCUAACAAGCUCCGCCACCACCACCGGAAUACUCUUAGUCACGGUGUUUCCCGCCGUAGCGUCGCUCAUAUCUCCGCCGCCAGGAGGUCUGCUCACCUUGAGCUUCUGCCUGUGUCCCCUGACGAUGAUACCCAGGUAGAGGAGCAAUUUGAAUACCUAAGUGGAACCCAUCUUCUUGGGGAAGCAGCCAACGGGGGUUGGUCUAAGCCAAUUGUUGGUCGCAAAACAAAGAUUGUUUGUACCAUUGGUCCGUCAACUGAUACUCGUGAAAUGAUAUUGAAGCUUGCUGAAGCUGGGAUGAAUGUAGCUCGAUUAAAUAUGUCCCAUGGAGACCAUACAUCUCAUAAGAAAGUCAUUGACUUGGUCAAAGAAUAUAAUGCUCAAUCCAAGGACAAUGUUAUUGCCAUCAUGCUGGAUACGAAGGGACCUGAGGUCAGGAGUGGUGAUUUACCACAGCCAAUCAACUUGGAAAGUGGUCAAGAAUUCACUUUCACAAUCAAAAGAGGAGUUGGUACAGCAGACUGUGUCAGUGUCAAUUAUGAUGAUUUUGUGAAUGAUGUUGAAGAUGGUGAUAUGCUCCUUGUUGAUGGUGGUAUGAUGUCUUUUUUGGUGAAGUCGAAGACUGAAGAUUCUGUGAAGUGUGAAGUUGUUGAUGGUGGAGAGCUUAAAUCUAGGCGACACCUCAAUGUCAGGGGAAAAAGUGCUACAUUGCCAUCUAUUACUGAAAAGGACUGGGAUGACAUCAAGUUCGGGGUAGACAACGGAGUUGACUUUUAUGCUGUCUCUUUUGUCAAAGAUGCAGCUGUUGUUCAUGAAUUGAAGAACUAUCUAAAAAGUUGUGGUGCUGAUAUCCACGUCAUUGUCAAAAUUGAGAGUGCAGACUCCAUUCCGAAUUUGCAUUCAAUUAUUACUGCAGCUGAUGGGGCUAUGGUUGCAAGAGGAGAUCUAGGUGCAGAGCUGCCUAUUGAGGAAGUUCCUCUUCUACAGGAAGAGAUAAUAAGGUUGUGCCGCAGCAUGGGAAAAACUGUGAUUGUAGCAACAAACAUGCUAGAAAGUAUGAUUGUCCACCCAACACCAACACGAGCUGAGGUGUCUGAUAUUGCUAUUGCCGUCAGAGAGGGUGCUGAUUCUGUUAUGCUUUCUGGGGAAACUGCUCACGGGAAAUUCCCCCUCAAAGCUGUUAAGGUUAUGCACACCGUUUCAUUGAGAACUGAAGCAACUUUGGUUGGUACUAUUCCUGGUGCUCAAACGUCGCACAGUCUUGGUCGAGUCUUCAAGAACCACAUGAGUGAAAUGUUUGCGUUCCAUGCUACCAUGAUGUCUAAUACUCUCGGCACCUCGAUUGUAGUCUUCACCAGAACUGGUUUUAUGGCCAUCUUGCUGAGCCAUUAUCGGCCUUCUGGAACUAUAUUUGCAUUCACAAAUGAUAAGAGAGUACAACAAAGGCUUGCACUGUACCAAGGUGUAUGUCCCCUACAUAUGAAGUUCUCCGAUGAUGCUGAGGAGACAUUUUCAAAGGCUUUAACUCUUCUGCAAAAGCAGGGAAUGGUGAAGGAAGGGGAUGAAAUUGCUAUUGUUCAAAGUGGAAAGCAGCCUAUAUGGCGAUCACCAUCAACUCACAAUAUUCAAGUGAGGAAAGUUUAGAUAUUUAGAAAAGGAGAACGCGUAAUGCUAUCAUGCUUCCUAUCUUCCUAUCUAUGAGUUUGAAGGGCGGAAAAUGAAGGAAUCUAUGGAGUUCUAGAGCGCGUUCAUUUCUAUGGCACAACUUUGUGAUGCAUAAAUGGUGAUAAAUGUUCGUGUUGUACUUGUUGUGAUCAGAUUCCUCCACUAAAUCCGUGAUGAGCGUUGUAGUGUUUGUGAUAUUUGCACGGUAGGCUUUAUCGUAGGUAGGGCUUAGUGUUAGUUUUGACUCAGUGUUAUGGGGUAGUCAACUUAGUGUUUUCUUGGCCGAGUUUUUUGGCCAUACUUCGAACGGAAUUCUUUUACUAUCUAUGAAAUCAGGAAACAAGUAUUUGCAUAAUAA